Molecule: messenger RNA, 1088 nt
Organism: Caenorhabditis sp. 36 PRJEB53466
Lineage: Eukaryota; Metazoa; Nematoda; Chromadorea; Rhabditida; Rhabditidae
Source: the annotation of a GenBank genome assembly
AUGUACAGCUCGGAGCAGCUCCUCCUUGCCCAGGCCAUGCUUGCCGGCCAGCUGAAAGCUAGGGCCAUUCAACUGAGCGAGGCUGAGCAAAUCAAGUUUUUGUGUAAGUUUUCCUCUAUCUUCCCCCACUUUCCAUUCUUAUUUUCCCACUUUUCAGUUGCUCGCAAGGCCUUCGUAACGGCCCGGCACUGCGGCCGAAUUGUUGAUGGUCUCCUGCUCAGCGCGGAGCAGCGAGUCCUCAACGGAUACCCGACGAGGGGCCGGAAUGGUGUGGAGCUGCAGGCGAACGAGUACCAGCACAAUCGGCCCGCCGUGCAUCAGGCCUACGACUUCGAGCGGACUUGCACCCGCUGUCACAGCCGCUUCUUCGUGAUGCCGAAUGGGAAGCAGGUGCCCGCCACGACUAUGGUCUGUUUCGACGGCGAACAGCACCGGAACUUCCACGUCCAUGACCAGGUCUCCGCGAGUGCUCUUCAACGCUUUCCGAGCACGCCGAAGGUGAACAAAUCGAACUGUCACUUGUCCAGCGAGGUAAGCAAUUUCAAAAUGGUCUUUGUCUUUUCUAACUUUUUUCUCUUUUUCAGAUGCUCGCUCUGGACCUCGAAAUGAUCCAAACGGUCAGUGGUCAGACAGUCGGAAGGAUCACUUUGGUCAGCUGCACUGAGGCGGUCCUUUUGGAUAUCGUCGUGAAGCAAACCGAUCGGAUCCUGGACCCCAUGACCAAGUACUCUGGCUUGACGAUCGAAUCCUUCAAGACUGCAAAGUGGACACUCGAAGCCGCCCGCAUGGCUUUCCUCAACGAGCUCAACGAACGGACCAUUCUGGUCGGACACGGGCUCGCCAAUGACCUUCGCGUGCUCGGUGUCGUCCACGAGAGAGUCAUCGACACUUCCGUCAUCUACACGCAUCGGGGACGUCGUCCGGCUCUCCGCAACUUGACCAAAAAUGUGCUCGGCUAUCACAUCCAGCAGGGAGACGGUCACUGCUCGGCCGAAGACGCGGUCGCCUCGAUGCGACUGGCCAUUCACGGACUCAACCAUCCCGAGAUCUUGGCUCCACAAUAUCACAACCUCCACAAUGUCGUUUGA